Eriocheir sinensis (Chinese mitten crab) is the source of this 1494-nucleotide messenger RNA. RefSeq names its product clotting factor G beta subunit-like. NCBI's taxonomy places the organism in Eukaryota, Metazoa, Arthropoda, Malacostraca, Decapoda, Varunidae. Bases 16 to 1410 code for a protein of 464 amino acids. The transcript has 9 exons. Gene Ontology annotation, molecular function: serine-type endopeptidase activity. Gene Ontology annotation, biological process: proteolysis. The record is from RefSeq and is a predicted model, not a curated record.
UUCGCCACGCAACACAUGUUGAUGAUAAAAAACAAAAAAACCGGUUUGAGGCACUACCCCGUUGGCUUUACACACACGGACCAAACAGCAGGCUUGGAGAAAGUGGCAGGCCAGUCGACGGUCAGGCAGCGGCGCGGCGUGAUGGGGUGCCUUGGUGUGUUGUGGCUGUACCUUGCGGCUCAGGUGCUCGCAGUCCACACAGAGGCCGCGGACAUUAUAUUCCCCGGCCAGCUGGACCACGUCGAGGGUGACACUUGCCGCACAAACACGGGCGGCUCAGGCAGGUGUUCCCAGGCCUGCCAACACUCGCCUGGCCUCGGUGACCCACCCAAGUGCGGCAUAAAGGACUCCAAGUUUCUCGUCUGCUGUGAACCAAACUUACGUGGUGGGCCGCAGCCUUCCACAGACAUCGCCCCGCCCAGCGUCCCAUUCGAAUGUGGAAUAAACGCAUUAGAGAAUGCUUUCAUCUUCCCGGGUAUGCCAGGAACAGGGGAUGUGCUCAUACUGCGCCCAGAAGCAGUUCCUGAUCCUACUUUACCCAAGGUUCAAGAAACGACAAUCGCUCGCCCCAACAUUACUGGCGUGUCAAAAAUAAGUAACAGGGAUUUAAUGGCUCAACCACCGCCCCCAGUGAGGAUACCGCCACCAGCAGUAGGCGGUAGGCCGGUCCUCCGACAUGCCUGGCCCUGGAUGGCCUUGAUUGGGCAGAGGGACGCCCACGGAAUCGGGUGGUUCUGCGGCGGGGUGUUGAUAAACGACCGAUGGGUCCUCACAGCUCUUCACUGCUUCUUUAACAACAAUGCUGAUGUGGUGCGUCUUGGUGAGCAUGACUACAACGAUGAUUAUGACGAUGCGAAUCACAAAGACUUUUCUGUGGCCGAAACGGUGCUCUACCCAGACCACAACCGCCCCGAGGCCUACCAUGACCUUGCACUCCUCAGACUGGCAUCCAGGGUCGCCCUGAAGGAUCACAUCAGUCCUGUCUGCCUGCCCUGGGGGAAGGAGAGCGACAAAGAUCUCCUGAACCACCGGGCGACGCUUACAGGCUGGGGCGACACACAGUUUGGUGGGAAGCCUAGCUCUGUCCUCCAGGAGGUGGAGGUGACGGUGUUCUCGCCGGGGCAGUGUGACCGAAGCUACUCCAACCUGCCACGCUACCCAUCAACCUGGCCUCGUGGCAUCGGGCAAGAGACCCUGUGUGCCGGAGAUCUCGCUGGAGGCCGGGACGCUUGCCAGGGUGACUCUGGCGGGCCUCUGGUGACGGAGGAUGCUCGUGGACACUAUGUGUUGGCGGGCAUUAUAUCACGGGGCUACGGCUGUGGCCACAAAGACUACCCUGGCCUGUACGCCAACCUGCGCCACCCGCCCUACCUCGCCUGGAUCAAGAAGGUCGCGUUUGCCACGCCAUGAACCUUAUAUGUUUCGUGGGUGUUUGUUACUGCCUCGUGUACACUAAAACAGCAAUCACUAUAAAUAAAUAGAUAAAAUGAAGAA